Molecule: messenger RNA, 5906 nt
Organism: Thunnus maccoyii (southern bluefin tuna)
Lineage: Eukaryota; Metazoa; Chordata; Actinopteri; Scombriformes; Scombridae
Gene: tdrd7b
Product: tudor domain containing 7 b
Exons: 21
Coding region: 599-4048 (1149 amino acids)
Biological process (GO): lens fiber cell differentiation; spermatogenesis; lens morphogenesis in camera-type eye
Source: RefSeq, a predicted model, not a curated record
AUCAUUUUUGCCAUAGGAAAUAUGUAGCAAUAGCUUCUUCUGAUGAAGUGAAUUGAUCCAAAUUACUACUGAUGCACUAAGUAGGAUAUCAAAUAUUUAGUGUCCAUGUUACUCACCCGGGGGGUAUACGAAUGUCUCCUAUUCAUAGCCAUAAUAUAGUUAAGAUGUUUACAACUCCAGUACAAAGAUACAAUUCCAGUGCUGAUUUUUCUCUACAUUCACAUCCCUUCCUCUUUCCCAGGGUGAGGAGAGGACAAUACACGACUGUAAUUUCAGGGAGGGAUCAAAGUAGUGCAUCACAAAACGUCACCACACCGCCGAUUUGAACUGAGAAAGGGAGGGCAAUAUCUCGCUGUUGUGUCUCCCACAGGAGCUACAGACGGAUGCUUGAUACUUGACAUACCGCAGCGAAAAUAGUGAUGAGCCAGAGGCCCACGCACAGCCGACCAAUCAGGCGGCGGAGGAGAGGCUGUGCUGGACCGGCUGGCAGACACACCGGGCGGGGACAGAGCUCCGGCCGCAGCUCAGCCCUGUGGCGCUGACAGCACUGACUGGACCAGACCUGUCAAACCUCACCACCCCGUCUGUUUAAAGCAAGAUGGCUGACGUUGAAUUGGUGAAGAAAAUGCUUCGGGCUGUCCUCCAGGCCAACAAGGGUGGAGUGUCACUGUCCCGUCUGCAGUCAGAGUACAAGGAGCUGACCGGGGAACAGAUACCACAUAAACAGAUGGGACACAACCACCUUGAUGCACUGCUAACCAGCAUGCCCUCUGUAGUCCGCAUGGAGCGCAACCGCUCUGGAGAGAUGGUGUAUUUUGCCUCAGGGUCCAAUGAGACGGCCCAUGUAGCCAAAGUGGUGGCUCGCCAGCGCAGCUCCAAGAAGACAGGACGACCCCACCUGGUCAACACGCAGAUGAGGGUCAAACCAGCCGCCCCACUCGUCCUCAAUGCCAAACCUCAAACCUCUCUGAGACAGCCAAACCACCGCGGGCGAGGUGGAGGUAGAGGAGGAGGUGGCGGCCGCGGGGCUGGACAUGGAGACUUCAAACAGGCGAGGGACAUGAGGGAUGGCCAGUCGGAGGGCAAGACUGGGUCACAUCCAAACAAGAUGUCCAAUCAGAACACAUCCAACAGGAAAGGAAACCCACCUACAGAGAAGUCAGACAAGAGGAUGACCCUCCCAUCACGGUUUCAGAAGGAGGUACACGCUCACCUUUCCAGAAACUCCCAACAGACUAGUUCACCCUCGAAUCUAAAUGAGAACAUUGGUUCAGGGAAAGGAAAGCCCUACAACCCUCAGCAGGUCCAGGGUCGCAUCAAGGAGAUCCUGGGGAAGUACAGUAACGGCUUCUGGGUCUCCAAGCUGCCUCAGAUCUACAGAGAGCUGUACAAGCAGGACCUGCCCACUGAGGCCAUCAAAGACCUGGAUACCUGGACACACAUAUGCACUGUAGAGAAAACCUGCAGCAGCAACCCAUCAGAGCUGCUUCUCUACCCUGCCAAGGAACCGACCACUGCAUCCUCCCCUUCGCUAAUCCUUAACCCAAAUUCCACCGCUGCCCCUUCCCCGACUUCAAACACCCCUACAGACAAACCCUUGCAGUCCCCAGCCCAACAGAGACCCCCCAACACCCAUCGGACACGUUCCAAUUCUAACCCUCCUCAGUCUCCGCGAUCGUCCUCCUCGUCCCCUAGUCCUCCAUCCUCCCCUGCAACCCUCAGCCCCGACCUCAAGCUGAAACUAGAGGAGCUGCUGGUGAAGUACUCCAAUGGCCUGUGGGCUCAUGCGCUGCCCAAGCUGUUCCAAGACACAUACAAAACCAAACUGCCCGGACAUGUCCUGGAGAACCUUCACCUCCUCUCCGAUUUCUGCACCAUUGACUACCCGAUGCCUGACAACCCCAAGAGAGCCAUCCUGUACAGGAGUAGCAGCGCUGGAGGCGGAGGAGGAGAGGAUGAGAACUGUAAUAGGAGGAACUCUUCAGCCAGUGAGGAGGACAUGAGGGUGAGGCAGGAGCUCGGGAGGAGGCUCAGUAACCAGGCGGUGCCUUCUUUGCAGAUCCCCAAAGAAGAGUACCCCUCUAUACUGGUGGUGGAAGCCACCAACACCAACGGAGUCAUACUCAGAUACAUUGGCGAGGGUUACUCCCAGGCCCAGGAGUCUAUGGAGGAUGAAAUGAGGGAGUUUUACGGCCUGGACAAAAGCAGUCCAACUCCUUUGGCCUCUCCAUCCUCAGGCCAACUUGUUGCUGUCAGGGCUGAGGAGGAGGAGGAGAUUCUGAGGGCACAAGUCUGCGAGGUCAUGACUGACAAGGUCAAGGUGUACUAUGUGGAUCAUGGAUUUGCAGAGGUGAUCAGCAAAACCAAAGUGUUUGAGCUGCACGAGAAGUUUUUCAAACUGCCUUUCCAGGCGACCAAGUGUAAACUGGCAGGCCUGGAGCCGUUCUGCCAGGAGCCUGCUGUUCUGAAGAAAUUUGAGACAAUGGCAAGUGGAAGAAUCCUGUUGGCUGAGAUCCUACAGAGAGGCCAGACCCCUCUUGUCGUACUGUACGACACGUCGCAGGAUGAUGAUGUCAACAUCAACGCUGCCUGCAUGAAAGCCCUGCAGGACAAGACGCUCGCCAGUCCGUUACAGGUCAACAGCGCUUAUAUGAACGUGACUGUCAGCAGCGUCUGCUCCGAUGGGACCAUCUACUGUCAGCUGCCCUCCAGAGGCCUUGCCAAGCUGAAUGAGAUACUGGAGAAUAUAGAGACGUACUUCCACUCACAGGUAACAUCAGAGUUCCUGGUGUCCAGACCUUUCUGUGGGAAAGGAUGUCUGGCUCGAUACAAAGGCAAAUGGUCCCGUGUUGAGAUCACCAACCUGCACGGCAGCAGAGUGUUAGACAUCCUGUUCAUCGAUGUCGGUGUCCAGGCAUCUGUAGAGGUGUUUGAGCUGAGAGAGAUCCCACCGCCGUUCCUCCGUGACCUUAUGGCCAUCCCACCACAGGCUGUGAAGUGCUGUCUGGCAGACCUGGCUGUCAGUGUUGGAUCCUGGACUCCGGAUACUGUUCAGUGGCUUCGAGAGAAAGUGCUCAAUACCACCGACUGUAGCAUGAAGGUUGCCAAAGUGGAUGAAAACAAGCGCUGCGUCUACGUCCACCUGUUCACUGACAAGAACUUCCACGACCCGGCCCGCAGCCUCAACCAUCAGAUGGCCCAGUCAGAUCUGUUCAAACAGCAACCAGAUGUCUUCCUGACUAGCCACAGCCCUGUCAAGAUCUCCACACUCACCAAAACCUCCAGCACCAGUGACUCCACCAAUGGCAGUCCAACAUCAACGACUGUUCCAGCCAAGCCUCAUCUCAGAAGGGCUCUAUCCGGACCCAGAGUAGGCGGAGGAGGCAACACGACCACCACCAGCCCACCAGAGACACCAUCAUCCCCCUCAUCCCCUCUCCAGCUGCCACCACUACUAGAGCUGCCCCCAGCAGGUAAUCAUGGAAGCAACAUAGAUGUCUAUGUAUCAGUGGCGUGCCAUCCAGGCCACUUUGUGCUGCAGCCCUGGAGAGAUAUGUACAAACUGGUGGUGCUGAUGGGAGAGAUGAUUCUUUACUACAACAAGACUGAUGAGAAACCACUAAACAUAGAGAAGAAUCAGAUAUAUGCUGCUAAAGUGGAGAACAACUGGCAUCGUGUGCUAGUGAAAGGAGUUCUGACUAAUGGGUUGGUGUCUGUGUAUGAGUUGGACUACGGUAAACAUGAAUUGGUCAGCUGCACCCAGCUCAGACCUCUUAUCAAGGAGUUCAGACAGCUGCCUUUCCAGGGAAUCACUGCUCAGCUGGCUGGAGUGAAGCCGAGGCAGUGGUCGGAGGAGGCUUCCAUCGUUUUCAGAAACCACGUGGAGAAGAAACCACUUGUGGCCCAGCUGGAGGCCAUACAGGAAGCCACUAACCCAUGGGACAGGAAGUUGACGGUCUUCCUGGUCGACACUUCACAGGAAGAAAGGGACAUCUGGGUGCAUGACAUCAUGGCUGAGUUUGCUGAUGAGCUGACCAAUGAAAUGUAGACAAAAGAAGGUUUUUCGACUAAGUCUUACUAGCCAAGCAGUUGUCCUGUUGCUCAAGACGCUGUGAGUUGUGGAUAGACGAAUUAGAAGACGCUUAUCCAUCUAUCUACCUAUCAUUUAGGGGGACUGAAAGAAGGAAAGAAUGAAAAAAUGAAGGAAAAGUUAGAGAGGUCACAAGCAGAAUGGAAAUUGAGAGGCUUGAUAGAAAAUAGAGACAGGCAUUGAAAGAAAGACUGUGAAGAAGUAUAGGCAUUGUAGCUACUUGCUUGUUGUGUUAUGGGCUGUACACCGAAGGACGUUGUGAUGUGAUUUUGAGUGACUGCAGUGUGAUCGUACACCCAUGCAUGAUGUUGGUCCAACAAUAUACCAAACUUCUGAUCUAUCCAUCAUAGUUUCACAAGCUGUGGAAAUGAUACAAUUUAAUACGGGCUUUGAUCAGAAGCAGCAUCUUUAAGCACCAUGAGUGCAUCCAGUUUUAUCAUUUAGUGUGUCAUCCAGCAGAUGCCUGAAUACCCUCAACCCUGCCAAUGUGAGCAACAUGCACAGCGCACAAAAUGUUCAAUUUAACUCAGCAAGGUCUCACAUGCUUGGAAGACUCACAUGCAUUUGUUUACAAAAAUCUGCUUUUUGGAUGGUAUUUCUGAUUGUCAUAAAGUUUACAAAAGCGAGAGCAAACAUUCCCCAAAGUGGAGGAGAAAUGGAGGAGUUGGUGAGCCAUGGGAGACAGACAUAAGAGGCCCUGUAGUAGUUUAGUCAAUUUAAAUGGAAAUACACUUUUCAUCUUUGCGUAAAUGCUGGUAAGGCUUCCUUUAUUUUACCCAGGCAUGAUUGCAGUGAACUCUUGUUAUCUCAAAUCCCGACUUCAACGUUAACCUUUUUGGUAAUCGUUAGUGAGAAACAGGUUUUAUUUUCGUAGUUUGACCUAUUUUAGCACACUCAUGCAGAAACUGUUCUGGUUACUGGCAAAGCUACAUUAACAGAAGUUAACAGAGUUUGGUGAAGAGUGAUAUACUUGGUGUCAGCUAUGAUCUUUUAGUUUCUGAAGUUAACUGUGGUUAAAUUCUUGGCUCUGCACGUACAGUUGAAGAGUCUGUGCUUAGCGUUUUCCAUUUAAUUGAAAGAAGUCUGACCAAAAGUGACAAAGUUAUAUUGUGACGCACUGUGAACAAGAUAAAUGUGAAUUAAAUCUCUUUUGUGCAGAAAAAAACACACACAGGCAGUUCCUCGGACAGAAAAUGCUGAGUGUGCAUGUGUUAAAGCCCGGUCCCUGACUCCUGUGAUGGCGGUGCCUCACCCAUCUCUUCUCCACCUAUGAAACACUGAUUCCAGUGUGACUUUAUGCUUUUUAGGGAGUUUAGUAUCUCUUCCUUAUUAUACCGUUUCCUGUCUGACAACAAGACUUUAUUUCAGCAGAUUACAUGUGCUGCAUGUUGCAGAUCUUGCCCAAUUGUGUGCACAUAUAGUGAUGUUAUAAUAAUAAGCAGAUUAAGUUACCAGUAGUGUUAAGCUUGUAGAUUUUUCAAAUAUGAGAUAAGUUCUGCUUAUGGUUAGUUCAAGUGCCACCAUUAAAUGUUGGCCUGAUUUGGGAUUUGUUUCUGAAACGUGACUUUUUUUUUUUUUCCUGACACACCUGCACCGUGUUUUUUGGAUGUGCAAAUGCUUCUCCAAUUAUGAAGCGUGCAGACAUGACAAAGCUCAAAGCUGCAUCGUUGUUAACAACUGACAAUAAUUUAAUUUAUAUUUAACUUAUCUUCCUUAGACGAUGAUAAUUACAUUACCAUUUCCAUUUUUGUUUAACAAAGAUAUGGAUGUAAUAAGAGAAAUGUUUUUGGAAUAAAGUUCAUUUGAGAGGUUUAAA